AUGUCUAUCAUGUCCGUCCGCGACAUGACGCCACCAAGGAAGGAGGCGCGCGGUGCUGGACUCGGCCCAAGGCUAACCCAACUGGAGGCCCUGAUCAGGGAGCACCGAGAAACCAGCUCGGAAGAGGACGACCUCACGGUCAGCGAUGCCCUGGCGGACCAUCCCAUCUUUAGGCCCUGCGACCAAAUGUUGCCGUACAGCAUCGCAGCACAGGCAACGCGCAUCCAUCUCGCGCCUGGCGAGGUUCUUUCGACCACCAAUGGUGGACCAGCCUAUGCUGUGGAGCGAGGAACAGUGGAGGUCCGAGUAGCCGAUGGGCCGCCGGUUCUCUUCGGUCCUGGCCAGGUCUUCAAUGUGGUCGGCUUUUUGGGAAUCGCGCACGAGGCAGAGCCUUUCAAGCCCACCGGCAUGGAUCCCACCCAAGUGCCACUGAUCAAGGGCCAUGGUGGUCCUUACGAGAUCGUGCAGCCAGCUCAGGUGCCACGAUCGCUUUUCGCGGAGAAGCGUGGUCGGCAGCAGUUGAACGUCGGCCCUGCCCCGGGGCAGGUGUGUGAAGAGGAUAAGGCGUGCUUCUUUGCGCUCUGUCCGAAUGCCGUCCUGAAGAUGAAUCCAACACCGCUGAGCCACCACAAGAUGGACGGAUGGCUGCACGUGCGUGCGCAAGGGGCGAAGGAGUUGCCAGAGGAGGAGCGCAACGUGGACGAUGCGGAACAACACCCGGGGGGCGGCGCUCGGUUGGUCGUCUUGUCGAUGGAGCUCGUCGAGAAGGUUGGUCUCUGCCUGGGAAGAGACGACCCGCGUGCCAAGACGCUGAGAUCCGCAUUGUCUGUCUUCAAGGAGCACGCCCAGUGCCUGGCUGACCGUUGGCGGGCGCUGAUAACGCGCUGCUGCAGCGCGCUGCCCGGCGUGCCACCUGAGGUCGUCUGGGCGCUUGCCGAGCAAGCCGAGCAGCGCGAUGUUGAAUCGGGGGAGGUCUUCAUCCAGGAAGGCGAGGAAGAUGAGGAUCUGGUGCUCAUCGAGGAGGGCAUGGCCGUUGUCGAAAAGUGCGUGGCUAGCACAGGGCGCCCGAGCUCCGUGGUGAUCGGCAAGCUCCGGGCGACGGCCAUCAUUGGAGACAUAUCCUUAGCCGGGUCGUCCCUGCCCCGGCCCGCCAGCGUCCGGGCCACGGCCUUCACGGAGAUCCUCCGCAUCCCGGCCGCCGCUGUGCUCUUCGUGGCGGGAAGAUAUCCCGGCGCUCUGGCCGGCAUCGCUCACCGGCUCAAAGAGGUGGGAAACAACCUGCAGAUGCGGCUGCCCAUGAGAUCCGAGGUGAUCGAGAGCCUCGAUGUCUUCGCCGGCACGGAGGAGAGUUUCAAGAAAGAGGUGGCGGCUCACGGGAAGCGUUACGUCUGCUCCGUCGGCGAGAUCGUGGCUGAUGGUACAAGGGCCAACGACUCUUUGUACGUGCUGGAGCACGGCACCUGCUGUGUCGAGGACUGCCACAGCCGCAUCUUCGACGAGGCGCUCGGGCGCGCCUUUCUUUGGUUGCGCGAAGAGGAAGCAGGUCUGAUCGGUCAGUACACGGACUAA
Symbiodinium sp. CCMP2592 is the source of this 1569-nucleotide messenger RNA. The record is from the annotation of a GenBank genome assembly. Lineage: Eukaryota; Dinophyceae; Suessiales; Symbiodiniaceae.